This is a messenger RNA of Dichotomopilus funicola, 486 nucleotides long. Its product is annotated as thioredoxin-like protein. The record is from RefSeq and is a predicted model, not a curated record. The transcript has a single exon. Gene Ontology annotation, molecular function: protein-disulfide reductase activity. Gene Ontology annotation, cellular component: cytosol. Lineage: Eukaryota; Fungi; Ascomycota; Sordariomycetes; Sordariales; Chaetomiaceae. The coding region runs from base 1 to 486 and encodes 161 amino acids.
AUGGUGAUUAACCCACCCCCCCAGAUCCUCCAACAAUUCCUCACCAGCCGCAACCCCAUCCCCGAAACCUCGGGCAAAGUCUACAAACCCGCCAACGCCACCGAAUUCGACGCCCUCCUCUCUACCACCAAACACGUUGUCGUCGAUUUCUAUGCCGACUGGUGUCCCCCCUGCCGAGCCAUCGCGCCCGUCUUCUCUGACCUAGCAGACAAGCAUUCUGCUGAGGGCCAGCUGGCGUUUGCGAAGGUGAAUGUGGACCAUGUGCAUGAUAUUGCGAUUCGGUAUGGGGUAUCGGCCAUGCCGACUUUUGUGUUUUUUGAAGGGGGGAAGCCUGGCGGGGUGAACGUGGAGGGGUUGGGCGGUGGGAGAGGGUCAGUGGUGGUUACGGGAGAGGGGUUGGUGGAGAGGGUGAGGGGGGCGGAUAGGGUCGCGUUGGUGGCUGUUGUUGAGGCUUUGGCGGGGAAGGGUGGGAAGAAGGAAGAGUAG